Messenger RNA from Dichomitus squalens LYAD-421 SS1, 1978 nucleotides. RefSeq names its product digestive organ expansion factor. The record is from RefSeq and is a predicted model, not a curated record. NCBI's taxonomy places the organism in Eukaryota, Fungi, Basidiomycota, Agaricomycetes, Polyporales, Polyporaceae. Gene Ontology annotation, biological process: maturation of SSU-rRNA from tricistronic rRNA transcript (SSU-rRNA, 5.8S rRNA, LSU-rRNA). The transcript has 10 exons. Gene Ontology annotation, molecular function: U3 snoRNA binding; rRNA binding. Bases 12 to 1928 code for a protein of 638 amino acids. Gene Ontology annotation, cellular component: nucleolus; small-subunit processome.
UUGUUGGACGAAUGGCUAUCGACGAAUCCAGCUCGACGACGACGCGCCUUCUUACACUUCUCAAUGUUUCUGCGACGAAGGCCGGCAAGCGCAAGAGGGCAUACGAGGAGAGCAAGCCGGCGGAGAAGCUGAACAAGAAACGCGUAGUGCAUAUUACUACGCCGGAAGACAAGAGCGGUAGCUCUGAAGAAUCACGUCCAUCGGAAGAGAAGGGCAAUGAUGCAGUGGAACAGCAGGAGGCUGUGGACAGUGAGGAGCACACAGACGAUGAUGAGCAAAGCAUGGACCCUUACGAAGCGCACUUCGGGCUAUCCCCGAGCGUGCUCACGGACCGCGCACGCGAGGCAGUGGACCAGAAGUCAUGGACAACGAGACGAGAGAAAUGUGGGAAGCUGGGAGGCGUGGCUGAGUCUGUGCCAGAAGGCGCGGACGGCCCCAACGCUGUGAGCGUGAAGCACAAGAUUCUCGACAGGUUAAAGGAACCGCUCCAGGCACGACAGGCAAAAUUACCAAGAGAGGUGGUCGAGCUUCAGAACGAGCUAUUAAACACGCUUUCUUCCUACCGCGAUCUGUAUGUCACGCGAACAGCCCCGGAGACGCAGUCGAGUUUCCGAGAGGCUUUGACUCUACACGCGUUGAAUCACAUCACCAAAAAACGUCGCCGUGUCCUCAAAAACAACGAGCGCAUCUCGCACGCGACAAAAGCUGGCAAUGAGCCACCAGAAGAUGUCCAAGACCAGGGCUUCACGCGCCCUUCUGUCCUCAUCCUUCUCCCCUUCCGCUCCUUCGCGCUCCGCUGGGUGUCCGCGCUUACCGCACAUACCCCCUCACCCCAGUACCAGAUUGAGAACAAUGCUCGCUUCCAGUCCGAGUACGGGCUGCCUCCCGGCGCAGUGGACAAGCUCGCGAACGCGGAGCCCGGGACGUACCCGCCCGACCAUGUAGACAUGUUCAAGGGGAACGUGGACGAUAGCUUUAGGUUGGGAGUGAAAAUCACGAAGAAGAGCGUGAAACUAUUCGCGGAGUUCUAUGGGUGCGACUUGAUCGUGGCUAGUCCCUUGGGGCUCAGGAUGUCAAUAGAGAAGGAAAAGAGCGCGGAUUUCUUAUCAUCUAUCGAGGUACUAAUCGUAGAUCAAUUGGACGCCCUCACGAUGCAGAACUGGGACCACGUACAGUUCGUAUUUAGCCACCUGAACCAAAUGCCGAAGGAGUCUCACGACGUGGAUUUCUCUCGCAUCAAACCAUGGUAUCUAGAUGGACACGCGGGGUACUUGCGCCAGACGGUACUUCUAUCGGCGUACGAGACGCCGGAGACACGCGCCCUCUUCAACCAUUCUACACAGAACGUCGCUGGAAAGAUACGUACGGAGAGACGGUGGACACCUAUCGAAGUGCCGGAAGGUAUCGACCAGAAUUUCGUGCAUUUUGACUGCAGCAACCCAAAGGACGAGCCUGAAAAGCGCUUUCAGUACUUCACGACCCAGAUACUUCCAGCGAUCAUGAAGUCCGCUGUACAGAGCGCGAACACGGUCAUCUUCAUCCCGUCUUCGUUCGAUUUCAUCCGGGUGCAGAACUACUUCCGCAAGAUUAACGCGUCCUUCACCGUGCUCUCCGAGUAUUCGUCUAACCAGGACAUUUCACGUGCUCGCCAGGCCUUCUUCUCGGGAAAGAAGGCUUUCUUGCUAAUUAGCGAGCGGUUCCACUUCUUCCGCCGAUACAAAAUCCGAGGCAUCCGCAAUCUUGUAUUCUACGGCCCCACGGAUCAUCCUCAGUUCUACACCGAGUUCCUCUCGUACCCGUUUCUGGAUGACGGCGUCGAUGUAUCGGACGUCACGUCUCGGGUGCUCUACUCGAAGUACGAUUGGUUGAGGCUGGAGAGGAUCGCCGGGACAGAGGGGGCCGCAGAGCUCAUCAAGAGAGGUGUAUGAGUGCUGUAUGGGCUUCAUGUUAUAGUGUAUUUGUCUAUCGCAGGAGAUAC